Messenger RNA from Exserohilum turcica Et28A, 2097 nucleotides. RefSeq lists its product as uncharacterized. NCBI's taxonomy places the organism in Eukaryota, Fungi, Ascomycota, Dothideomycetes, Pleosporales, Pleosporaceae. The record is from RefSeq and is a predicted model, not a curated record. Gene Ontology annotation, cellular component: membrane; GPI-anchor transamidase complex. Gene Ontology annotation, biological process: attachment of GPI anchor to protein. Bases 34 to 1992 code for a protein of 652 amino acids. The transcript has 3 exons.
CCCUCCCACACGAGGCGCCAUUGAGACGUCGCCAUGGCCCUGCUCUCAUCGCUGCUGGCGCUCCGGCAAGAUAAGCGCCUGCUCAAGAUACCGCCCUACCUCUCGGCCCUCCUGAUUGUCGUGGGCAUCGGAUGGCUGCUGGUGCUUCCGCUGAACGAGUACUCGCGCCGCACCUACAUCUCGGAGAACGCCCUUCUUCCCGGCCAGGUACACACGUACUUUACCGGCAGCGAGCACAACGUCUUUCGCGCCUACCGCCAUGAGGUCCACGCCCUGAAGGACAGGCCCGUUGCAGAACGCUCUGCGAAGCUCGAGGCGAUUUUCCGCGAACAGAACCUCAAGGUCGCAACACAGCAUUACAACUAUACGGUCUCGAACCGCACAAUCGCAAACGAAAACGUCUAUGCCAUUCUGCAGGGACCGCGCGCCGACGCCACGGAGGCCAUUGUGCUCAUCGGAGCAUGGACCAACAUGGAGGAUGAGAUGAACAACUCCGGCGUCGCAUUGGUUCUCACGCUGGCGCGCUACUUCAAGCGCUGGAGUCUGUGGAGCAAGGACAUCAUCUUCCUCAUUCCCGGCGACAGCACAAUCGGAUCACAGGCCUGGGUCGACGCAUACCACGAGGCACACGACACGCGCUAUGUCGAGGGGUUGAAGAUCAAGAGCGGGGCAUUGCAAGGCGCGGUUGCUGUCGACUAUCCCGCUGGUCCAUGGGGCCACCGAUACGACAAGCUGCAUAUUGUGUAUGAUGGCAUCAACGGCCAGCUUCCCAACCUUGAUUUGUUCAACACUGCAGUCCAAAUUGCGUCUGGCCAGCUGGGCAUUGGAUGCGUGAUUCAGCGCAUGUGGGACCAUGGCGACUCGUACAAGGAGCGCCUUCAGACCAUGCUUCGAGGCAUGCUUUCGCAAGGUCUGGGCCACGCAACUGGGCCUCAUUCGUCGUUUAUUCCGUACCAUGUUGAUGCCAUCACGCUGGUGACUGUUGGCAAUGGCUGGCACGACGAGAUGUCGCUUGGAAAGACUGUCGAAUCGCUGUUCCGCAGCUUGAACAACCUCCUCGAGCACUUCCACCAGAGCUUCUUCUUCUACCUCUUACUGCAAGACAGGCGCUUUGUCAGUAUUGGUACAUACCUCCCGUCGGCCAUGAUGAUUGCCAUCAACUUCAGCAUCGCCGCAAUGGCACUGUGGGUCAAGAGCGGACGCAUCCAAGACACGGUUGAAAACCCCGCCGCUACAAAGCCACAGGCCGGAAAACCUGCAAAGCCAGCCCCGACCGAGAAGAAGGGCCCUGAAAAGGAAGAAGCCAAGGAGGAGCCCAAAGAAGAGGACGCCAAGAAACAAGACACAGCCAAAAAGUCUGAACCCGCCACCGAAAUCGUCCAAAAAGACGGCUCCCUCGCAGUCGUCCCUGCAGAGUCCACAAAAGUAACAGAACGCCACCUCCUAUUCCCUCUUGUCCUCGUCCUCGCCGCCCACGCCUUGGGUCUGAUUCCGCUGUACCUCUUCAGCAACUGGGACAGCGACCACCUGCCAGGCCUCUUCAUCACGGCCUGCAACAUCACGACACUCUUCCCCGUCGCCGUCACCUUUCUCGUGUACUGGUCUGCCCCCGAGAUCCUCACGCCGCAGGCCCUAUGUCUCCUCCAAUGCUUCUCCCUGCUCCUCCUCGGCAUGGUUCUCGCCGCGCUUGCCACGCUCAAUUUCUCCCUCAGCGUCAUCGUAGGCGUCGCCUGCGUGCCCCUGAGCUUUGUCCGCAAAACAGCGCAUAACGGACUCACGGGUCUGCAGCUCCUUAUUCUCGCCGUGCUCAACCCCCUCUUGGUCGUCCAGACGGGCACAAAGAUCCUCGGUGCCGACCUCAUGCAGGUCCUGGUGCAGAGUGCUAUUGGCUGGCAUGUCUGGGGCAUGUGGACCCAGGUGGUGUAUUGGCUCGUUUGGUUCCCUGCAUGGCUUGUUGGCGCUAUUGUUGUUUCGACGGGUAUGUGGGAGUAAGUAAUGAGGAGACGGGGGAUAUAUAUAUGUGUGUGUAAAUCGAGUAAAAAGCGAAUUGCAUAGUAGAAAUCCUGAUCAUGUAAGCUAUGUAGCAAAACAUCACAA